UUGGCAAACACUGGUCCCCUUCCCUACCCUGACCCCCUUGGGGACUUAAAAAAAUAAAUUUAUUUUGUUAUUCAACCAAUUGUGCUAACUUAUGUGUGCAGCAUGCCUCCAGCAAGUCUUAGGCCUGCCUGUUUGUUGGGUGUGGGGCUUAAGGGAUGACACCAAUCCCAUCCAUGGCACAGCAUGAUGGGAGGCCUUGGCCCAGAGAACUAGAGAGGAGAACUGGGCAGGGCAGAGGGAGCAGAAAGACGACGGACACUGCCCUUGCUGUGGAUGGGAGGGUGGAAAUCAUUAGGAACAGACCCUCAGAGAAAGCAGGAAGAAGGCAGACAUUUACUGCUGUCCCUGUCCCUUCCCACAUCUGGCUCAUGGGCCCUUGCUUCCUGGCUCUCCCAUGGGGCAGUCAGCUAGACGCUAAACCAAUCUCAGUUCCUCUCCAGAGCAAGGACUAUCAGGUGUCAACUCAUAGUGAGGCCUUAGGCAAGCCCUCUCUUCCCUUUCUGGGCCCAAAUUCUCCUAACCAUACAAAAAGGGGAGGCCCUGGGUGACCUCUAAGGGUCCUUUCAGUUCUGACCUUGCUAAUCCUAACUCUGGAUACUGCCUACCCGCUUCAUCCCCCAGGUUGUCUGCCUUCCCACUGCUGCCAUCUGGUGGCCUCCAGGCCCAGCUGCAUUUGGCUUUGACCAGGACCAGGUGCUCUUCGUGGAAUGUACCUACUUCAAAAGAGUGAAUCUUGCUUCUGCUUCAGAGUCCUGAAUCAACCUGUUACCUAUGUAGAAACAGUCAUAUCCAGCCCCACAGAGACCUCUGCUGGAAAGAGGAGAGAUAGAGCAUCUGACCUCCAGAGAGCUCAGGAGUUUUCAAAAGGCCGGAAGAGUUUAAUAAGUAUUGAAAAGACACAUGAGCCCAGUUCUAUGCUGGAUGCUUUAAUACAUCAUCUUACUUAAUCCUCAAACCAGCCAGGAAGGACGUCUUGAGGUUGGCAUACCCAUCAAGGACAGUAACUACCAUGGCUUCCAGAACUUUGGCAAAACCUCAGAUGUGUGGCCUCCUGGCCAGGCGUCUGUGGAUUCAUAUUGUUGGAGCAUUCAUCGUAUCCCUGGGAGUUGCAACUUUGUGUAAGUUUGGUGUACCUGAACCAAGAAAGAAGGCAUACGUAGAUUUCUACAGAAAUUAUGAUUCUAUGAAAGAUUUUGAGGAGAUGAGGAAGGCUGGCAUCUGUCAGAGUGCAAAGUGAUUUUGGAACAUAAAAGAAUUUCUUUGGGUUGAUAUACAUGGAAGUUUGUCACUGAGCUGAGUUCCUAAGCUAUGAAUAUGUGGGCUGAAGAAUAGUUUCUCUUGAUAAAUAAACCAUUAACAAAUACAAAAAAAAGAAAGAAAAUAAGUAGCUAUCUACUUUUGAAAGA
Messenger RNA from Microcebus murinus (gray mouse lemur), 1406 nucleotides. The record is from RefSeq and is a predicted model, not a curated record. Lineage: Eukaryota; Metazoa; Chordata; Mammalia; Primates; Cheirogaleidae.